Trametes versicolor FP-101664 SS1 is the source of this 453-nucleotide messenger RNA. RefSeq lists its product as uncharacterized. The transcript is spliced from 2 exons. Lineage: Eukaryota; Fungi; Basidiomycota; Agaricomycetes; Polyporales; Polyporaceae. The record is from RefSeq and is a predicted model, not a curated record. Bases 1 to 453 code for a protein of 150 amino acids.
AUGUACUCGCGCGAACGUCGCGGCGUCACCGCAGACGUCCGCUUCCUCCUCCCGGGCACGACGCACACCGCCAUGUCUCUCCCCCUGUUCCUCGUGCAGGCCAAGGCAGUGUAUCGACCACACCGCUCGAAUAUCUCGCAGGGCACGAGGAGUCCCGGAAACCACUUUUCUCCGGGCGAAUCGGUCUUCCCGGCGAGCGGAGCCGUUCUCGGGACAGGUCAGUGCCGUUAUACUCUCGCCAUUCUCUUCCUCAUCUCGCACCAGUACGAGCUCGACCCCGUGCUGGUGUUCCUCGGCCAGUCCGAGUCAACGCCGUUCCGUACACUCGGCAUCCGCGAGCCCUAUGUCAAGAAGCUUCUGCUUGGGCGCGCGAUCUGGGUCUCCGUCCUGGUCGCCGCGUGCUCCGUCGCGCUCACGAUGAUCUUCUGGGCCGUCCCCGGACACAGGCUGUGA